This is a messenger RNA of Lindgomyces ingoldianus, 339 nucleotides long. RefSeq lists its product as uncharacterized. The transcript is spliced from 2 exons. Bases 1 to 339 code for a protein of 112 amino acids. Lineage: Eukaryota; Fungi; Ascomycota; Dothideomycetes; Pleosporales; Lindgomycetaceae. The record is from RefSeq and is a predicted model, not a curated record.
AUGUAUCGAUCCGUCAUUGCCAGGCAGGCCCGUGUCGGAGCGGGUUCGAGCCUCCGCUUGUUCAGCACCAGUCAAAUUGUGAGGAAGAGUCCUGUGGAGACAGCGAAGGAUGCCGCGAAGAAGGUUGAUAGGACGAUUUCGGAUGCGGCUGUCAAGGGAAUUGAGAAGGGCGAGCAAGCCGCCCAAACCAUCAAAGAAAGCAUCCCAAACACCUCGGGCGAAGCCAAAGGCAAGGCCUCGGAGCUGACGGGUGAGGCGAAAGGCAAAGCCUCCGAGCUAACAGGGGAGGCGAAGGGCAAAGCCCAGGAGAUUAAGAGUGAAGUCAAGUCGAAGGUCUAA